AUGUCCGAAAGCUGGCCCUCAUCCCAGGUGCCCCCUGCGCCCCAGACCCCCACCGGGGGGACGCAGCCAGCGGGGCAGACCACACCCGGCUCGCCCAUCGAUGACGAACUGGGCAACGAUGCCGAGGGCGUGUGGAGUCCCGACAUCGAACAGAGUUUCCAGGAAGCCUUAGCCAUAUAUCCACCGUGUGGACGGAGGAAAAUAAUUCUUUCAGACGAAGGCAAAAUGUAUGGUCGUAAUGAACUCAUCGCAAGGUAUAUCAAACUCAGAACGGGAAAGACGAGAACGAGAAAACAGGUUUCGAGUCAUAUUCAGGUUCUGGCCAAGAGAACUGCUCGGGAAAUCACAAAGCAGUUUAAGGUAGGCGACCAGCAGGACCAAGCAACGAAAGACAAGGCCUUACAAAGCAUGGCAGCGAUGUCGUCGGCGCAAAUCGUCUCGGCCACCGCCUUACAGAACAAAGCCGCGGCCAUGGGUCUCGGAGGGUUAGGGUUACCGGGGGCAGCACCGCUCAGACCGCCUUACCCGGGGACACCGUUUUUGAGGAGAUGGGAGUUAGAGGGACAUAAUCAGUUAGAAAAGCAAUUAUGGCAGCCCGGGCUAACACAAGCGGGGCCAUCACAUGAUAUCAAGCCAUUCACAUCAGCCCAGCCUUACCCACCAACGGCGACGACGGUCAGUGAGUACGCCUCGGUCACGCCGGCAUGGGAAGGGAGGUCGAUCGGUAUGAGGAAGUUACGGCUCGUUGAGUUCCAGGCCUUCAUCGAAAGAACGAGAGAACCAGACAGCUAUAACAAACAUUUUUUUGUUCAUCUUGGUCCAAACGUCAGCUUCUACGAUCCUCUCUUAGAGGCGGUCGAUGUAAGGCAAAUAUACGACAAGUUUCCAGAGAAGAAAGGCGGGCUCAAAGAUCUCUAUGAGAAGGGGCCGUCAGAAGCUUUCUUCCUCGUCAAAUUCUGGGCGGACCUCAAUACGAAUAUGUCAGAUGAAACAGAUGUCUUCUAUGGUGUGACGAGCCAUUACGAAAGUGAAGAAAAGAUGACAAUCACCUGCUCAACCAAAGUCUGCUCAUUUGGCAAACAAGUCGUAGAAAAAGUCGAGACGGAGUACGGGAGGUACGAGAACGGUCACUUCAUCUACGAGAUUUCGCGGUCGCCGAUGUGUGAAUACAUGAUCAACUUCAUCCACAAACUCAAACAUCUCCCCGAGAAGUACAUGAUGAAUAGUGUACUCGAGAAUUUCACAAUACUACAAGUUGUCACGAACAGAGACACGCAUGAGACGUUACUAUGCAUUGCCUUUGUCUUUGAAGUGUGUACUAGUGAACAUGGUCCACAACAUCACAUUUACAGACUUGUCAAAGACUAGCACAUUUUUUAUUGCAUAAAGACUUGGGAGAAGACUAUAGCUUUUUACUUACGUUUCCCACCUGUGUGCAAAGAACUGCCAAUUCUUUGAUCGUUCUCUUCUCGUAUUUUUUAAUCGUCUUUUCAACGUUUUUUAUCGCUGCUGGGGAGAGAUUUGAUCUCAAAGAUUUUGUAUCGUUUCUUGUCAAGAUUUAUAUGGAUUAUGGGCAAAGCAAGAGCUACAAGCAAGGUGUCAUGGAAUUUCAAUAAAGUUCAUUGGGAAGGAAACGUCAUUGUAAACGUCAAAUGGGAGUGACCUCUGCAUGGUUCUUUCAACCCUACUUUAAGUGAUUCACGGAUGAAUGUGCUCUUAGCCAAUCAGAUGGAAGGAUUUCAGUAGCCUGUAACAAUAGUCACUGACCAUUUGUUUCAUGACAUGCACCUCUGGACAGCUCAUGAGAAGGAAUUAAAUGCCGAACUAAACGUCCAAGCAGUAACAUUUUGGCACUGUUCCCUCUAUGCUGCUGUGUUCGCACCCACAGAGUGAUGGAUUCAAACGUCAGGUGAAACGUUCAAAGAGUUCACUCUACGACAGCUCGACUUCCUCCUCGAAGGCUUUCUGACAUAGCUAAUUCUAAAGGCUUCGUUUCUUUGCGACACCCAUUGCCAACUUAUAUCUUCAAGCGCUUCACAGAUGCACCUAUGCACUGUCAGAUCCAAGUUCUGGAGACAUCUUUGUUUCUCUGCGACACUCCAUGAAGCCCCUCUAUAGAGACCCACCUUUGCGCAAUCAGACCAAGUUCUGGAGACAUCUUUGUUUCUCUGCGACACUCCAUGAAGCAUCCCCCUCUAUACAGACACACCUUUGCGCAGUCAGACCAAGUUCUGGAGACAUCUUUGUUUCUCUGCGACACUCCAUGAAGCAUACCCCUCUAUACAGACACACCUUUGCGCAGUCGGACUCAAGUUCUCAGUCCAUCCGGUGACACCUGUGAAGAAUCGGGCCUUUUCACUGUCAAAACAAGUUUUCACAAUCACCCUGUACCCCUGUUAGUGCCCUUCUACUUCUACAUCACAGCAUCCUAUGAAGCUAUCAUCCAAAUAGCCAUCAAGGCCUUUUAUGCCCUUCUACAACCAACCCCUCUUUGGUUAGGACAGGGCUCAUGUCAUCAUUUCCCCAAUGACCACUGACGCACCAGAGUAUUCAAGUUUUGCAUGUUGGAGAUGAACGUCUACUACACUGUAUUGUGAACUCUUCAAAACGUAGUGGUGGUUUUUAUUUAUAUUAUUCAAAAUUUUGAUGGAAUGUGAAUCAAGAGAUGGUUCAUCAAUGCAAGGGCAUAUGUGAUAAUGUUGAGCCUUAAAACAUGUAAUUCUACUGUCACAAUGCCUUUACGAAUACCAUCCGAACGGUUUCAGACCAAUUUAUUGCAGUGUAUUGCUAUGCAUGAAAAUUGUUUGUAAGAUGAUCGUUCAGGUAUUUGUGACAGUAGCGUAAACUAAACACUGUAUUCUUUGUUCCUCUGGUUGUUCUUUUAGAGAUGAUUCACAAUGUGCUGAUCAUGAAUACCAGCUGGCCCUUGUUUCACAAAACAUGAUGUUUACUAUUGGGGUGUUGCAAGAAACUUUCGAUCAAUUGCAAAUCUAUUUGGGUUCCCCAAAUCAAUCAGUUCUUGGAGUUAAUUGUAAAUUUGCGUUUGAUUGCUAAUAUGCUUCUUGACACAAGGAGUGGAAUCUGGGGCCCGUCCUACAAAGAGUUGCGAUUGAUCCGAUCAAUCGCAACUGUGGAAAGCCAGCAACAUCAACAUCUAGAAGACAUGUUUGUUCAAAAUAUUUUCUAGAAAUGUUCAUACAUUCACUGUUUUUUCUUGACAAUUCAGUAUGCUUCUCUUUGUUUUUAAAGGACAUUGAGCAAAUUUCCUGAAGAAAAAAUGAUGACAUGGAUUUCCAUAUGAGAUUGAUCGGAUCAAUCGUAACUCUUUGUAAGACGGGGCCCUGAUUUGCUACUGCUAAAAUUUAUCUAUCAAUUGUAGAAUAGCAAUAUAUGCUCGCAAUUGAUUGCGAGAUAUUUUCUUGCAACACCCCCCCCCCCCAUGAUUGCAUAAUAACACUGAAUGGUGUCAGUCCCAACACAAGCUUUGCAUCAAGUUGGGUGUUCUGACUGGUGUUUUAUUUUGCUCAAGCACCAAAACCAGUGUUCAGGGGCCCGUCUUACAUAGAGUUGCGAUUGAUCCGAUCAAUCGCAACUAUGGACGGCCAGCAAAGUCAACAUAUAAAAUGCAUGUUUGUUCAAAAAAAAUUCUGGAUAUAAAUGUCUAUCCAUAAAUUCAUUGAUUUCUUGACAAUUUGGUGUGUUCUCCUUUGUUUACAAAGGACAUUUUGCAAAUUUCCUGUAGAAAAAAUUAUGACAUGGAUGGAUUUCCAUAGAGUUACGAUUGAUUGGAUCAAUCAUAACUCUUUGUAAGACGGGGCCCAGUGUUCAACUUAGACAACAUAAAUUUAUUUUUGAAAUCACUCGAUGUCUACAAUACACAUAUUAGGUGAAGAGUUGGUUGUGAUUGAAAAGACUAGGACUAAUUUGCUCAAAGUCCAUACAUGUAUUCAGCAUCUAAGUUACAUAAGGUUGUGUCUGUGACACAAAGGGGUUAUUUUCAUUAAAGGGGUUAUUGUGUAUUUUCAUAACUUACUUCAUGAGGAAGUAGGCUAUUUUUUAAGAUGGACAAAGAUAAUUGAGAAAGUGUGGUAAAAAGCAGCAUUUUAUUGAAAAAAACAAACAUCAACAUCUAGAAAUAAUCAACCAGACACAGAUCCCUGACUCGGGAAUUUGCUAGGGCUAUUUUUAUCAUUUUCCAGGGCUUUUUGAGCAUUUUCAUUUUGCCCCAAUCCACUGUAUUUUCCCCUGAAAAGGUCAUCAUUUUGGCUGGUAAUCUCAAAAAGUAACCCAGAAUACAACACCCCCCCUUGUAAUACUCGUCUAACCAAAAUUCAAGAAAUUUUUCUUGACACGCCCUGGAGAGUUUCGAGAUUAAUCAGGAUUCCUGUCUAGUUUUAAGGCAAAUUUGAAGCAAAUUUACAAGCAUUCGUAAUUAGCUCUUUCUUAAACCAAAGCACGUAACGAUUGAUUUUAUAGAAAUGAAAUGUAUUUAUUAGCACAAAUGAUUGUGGUUUCUUUUUCUAUUUUCUAUAUGUCUGUUUCAUAUCCUGAUAAUUGUAAUUAUUAGCGAUGAAAUUUUACCAAAAAGUAUCUGUCUUUUUAGUCCUUAUGCAAAGUGCCUAAUAAGUGAUAAUCUACUGUCGACAGUAUUAUUCUGAUUGAGGCAUUGUCUUUUUAUAGGAAGUAAAAUUGAUUAGGAUUCGUCUUUAAAAGAUAUUUGUUUUAUUUAUCCUCUUUUGAUAUAUCUUCGAAUGUUAGGAGUCAUAGGCCAAGUCCGCCCGAACAACAAGUUGAUUUGAAUAAAUAGUGGAAAUUCAAAAAAGCAUGAUGCUGAAUAUUUCAUCAAAAAGUCCGAUCUAAAUUGACAAAAUUACAAUAAUGAUUAUAAUAAUACUUGCUUUAUAGUGCUUAACGCAUACUUUAUUAUGACGCUCACUAAAUCAUGACACUUUUAAGUUUCUCUUAUUUUUACUUACAGUAACAUGCAAAUACGGGAAGUGAUGACAUGCAUACACAGUAUUUUAUUGAAUUUUCAUAUUUUUUUUCAUGGGGGGGGGGGGGUGAUUAGAUCUUAAACUUUAUAUUGACCCAUAUUAAGUUAUAUUUAUGACGAUUCCUUAUUUUCAAAUUAAGAGUCUACCCAUUCUCAAAACACGAGCUAUGAAUAUUCUAUUUAUUUAAAAUUAAAAAAAAAAAAACAGAAAAGAAGUGUUGAGUGUAUCUCAUUAUUGGUUCCCUCACUUGCACAAAACCAGUGUUCUGAAAAAAUAAAAACAUUGUCAAAAUAAGAGAAGCUUUAAAUUGUUCACACUUUUUUUAAUUUGACAUCCGAUUCGAUGAAAUUUUCAGGAGUAUGCUCAUUUUUAUUUCUUUGAUAAUUCAAAUAAACGCUUUUAAAGUGGGCUUGGUCUCAAAAGUGAUAGAUAUUAAAGGGGUUUGUUCAGAUAUGGUUCAACAGAGCUCAGCAACAAGCGUCAGCUACAUGGUUUCAUUCAAACAUGGUAGUAGUAACACAAAUUUCCUCUGAUGACAUAUUCAGUGACGUGUUGUACACUCCAUGGAAUUGGGAAUAUAAGGGCGAUUUUUCGUCAGAAACAAAUCUUCAUUACAAAAAAAAACCCUAUUGAAAAAAUGGUAAGGUACAGAGAGAUAUGCAAUAGGAAAAUACUCAGUGCUCAUUGGGUGAUUUUAAGUUUGGUGUCGACCUUUUGGUGUUGGUGUUAGGUUGAUUUUUACAUGAGCAUAGCACCAAACAUAAAAUGAUGUUGGUCCUGAAAAGUCACUCUCUAGGUGUUGAGCUGUCUGUAUCAUGAUUUGUAUUAUUUGUGUUAACUCAGAAUAGGUUUUGGAGCUAGAAAAUGCAAUUCAAAUUGUGCUUCCAACACCAUGCAACACCAACACUGGACUUGAAAUCACCCAUUAUUUAUCUAAUUUAUUUAAUUACUCAUAUCAUUGAUUAGGAUGUAAAGUAAUUUGAUUAUUUGAUCAAGUCUUCUUGAAUUAGAUCUAAAAAUUUUUGAAGAAAAAAUUAUUUAUGGUCAAUUACAUCAUGAGUAAAUUUUGAUUUUGAAUUAAUCAUGUAAAAAUCAGCCAUAUUUUGAAGUCUCUGACACUGAAUAUUUGAUUUCUGAUUUAAUGAAUUUAUUUAUGAGCUGCAAUGAAAUGAUUAUAUCUCUAUUAGAAGAUUGGUUCUUCUCAUCUUUAGUGAUGUUGUAUUUUAACGUGCCUUUAGUGAAAAAAAAAACCAUGAAUAGUUGCUUGGGUUAUAAUAUGAAAAUACCAAGUCCAAAAAGGUGUCAUUGUUUAUGUCAUGUUUCUAAAAAGCUUACACACUAUCUUUCGAUGAGUGCUGUUAUUGAACAUUGACCUUUGUGAGGUCAAAGGUCAAUUGCCUUGAGUAAUCUAUUCCCAAAGUAUUUUGUAUCACUUUUUUUUCUGCCAAAAUCCCAGCAAGGACAUUGAAUAAUCAACCAAUUCUCCCGGUAUGUUUAGAUUUUCUUUAAAAAAACACCAAUACGACUUGAUAUGAAAGAAUCAAUAUUGUCUUGCUAUUUUUCUUUUGAUUUAAUCGCCUUAUCGAUGCCUGUCGCUCUAUUUUUUAUAAUUUUUACAUCACAACGCCAAAGCUUUUUUUAAAGUUGUACUUAAACCAAAUGACAUUGAAAUCUCUACUUCAGUUUUGGUCGCUCACUAUAACGUGGAGCUUGUACUAAGGGGUGUUUUCUUGGGAACACGACAACACAGUGUCUUUACAUUUUUUAUCCAUUAAUCAAUCAAAAUUGUAUAGAGUUACAGAAGUGGCAAUUUCUAGAUAUUCCUACAUUUUAAACAAUUUUGGCCAGAUUGCUUUAGCUCUUUCUUACAGCAAGGUGGUGAAAAUGAAGUUUAUGUUUUUUGUACAAAGAAUACUAUUCCAUAUUUACUAUUUAUUGUUGUCUGUGUGUAUGGUAUUUGCAAAUGAAAAAGAAAAAGUGCUGUCUUUGUUUGAUUUUUUUUGUCAUGUAACCACAGAUGCCUGUUAAAGGGUGAUAUUUUUCAUUGAAUGCCUAUCCCAUAAAAGAAAUACAAAAUUAGUGAACAGAUGCUUUGCAGAAGCACAAAAUGUGCCGUCUAAAAGGAAUAUUUCUGGAAUCAGGAUCAGUUUGAUCAAGUCCAUAAGCUGCUUUAAUCCUUUGAGUCUAUCCAUACUAGUUAAACCGUGCACCAGUUAGGUUAUAAGGUUAUCAAAUAUUUCUGAGAAGCGUGACUUAAAAACGUUUUCACUCUGGCAUGAAUAUGAAUUAACUGUCAUUUUCUACUUCCUUAGGAUAUGGCCUCCUGUAAUCCCCUAAUUAUUAUUUAUUUACUGAUCUGAAAUCGCAGGUGAAAUUUUUUGUCUUUUGAUGAUGAUAAUAAUGAUCUCACAUCUACAUUGAGAUGCUUUACCAUGGAUACUGGUGUUAUCCCAUCAAUUUCAAUUCUUUUCUUAUGCGAGUUUCGGUGUACAUUCUGGUAUUUGGUCAUUGCUCACAAAAGUUGAUGUAAGUUUGUAAAAGCACAAAAGAUCGUUCAUAUAAGCAAUUUUCUUGUAUGUCCUUUCCCCUAAUAUUUCUCUUGAGUGGCACAAUGUAUUUAUAUCACUCUAAGUAUAAUACCCAUUGAUAUAAACAUAAACUGGAUAGAGCCACAAGGUACUCUUUCGAAGUCAACAGAAACAUUUACAAGUACUCCAACAGGUCAAGUGUGCACAAAGUUCCACACUUUUUGCUCUUACGUGAGCGUGUUUAUGUGUUUGUACGGCUCCAUAUACUGUUAACUGUGUCACAGAGUUCUACUGUAGCUUCAAGGCUGCGUCUAUGUAACUGCGGCAGCAUAUGAGCUCUAUCUAUUUUUUUUAAAAUAUUGAUGGUAGUACCUCGUAGUUGUGAUCGUCUCCCUUUCACGCCAUAGAGGGCGCUAGUCAAGGCAGUCCAGAGCAGAAUUAUUUAGUGUAAUGCGAGAGUAACGCCAACGAAACCAGGCUGGUCAGAAUUAAUACAUCUAUUUGAAUGGCAUAUCUUGGAAGGUUUGGAGUUGGAUUUGUGAGAGUUACUGUCGCAUACCAGGGCUCGACAUUAGUUGUGGCCCGGGGCAACCAAAUAUGAGAGUCGGGCUACCAAAAUUCUGUAUAAGCCCACAUUUGGUGGCCUGGUCGGGCUACCAAAGUCUUUAUGAAUUGUAAUGUUUUUUAUUGUUUUAGGGCCACCAAAUUUGCUUGGCGAGCCACCAAGAAUAUGAAAUUGAUGAUUUUGUUGGACUGAUCUGAUUUUAAGAACGACUAGUGAUCCUUUCUUGUGGUAAAUGAUAAUCACCGUUAAAUAAUCAUCGGUGAUUAUUUAGCACGUACAGAAAGGUUCACCAGUCAUUCUUACAGUGGCUCUGAACUUUGAACAGCUUUAUGAAAUACCCACCAAGCUUAGUUCAGAUUGGACAUUGAUGUAUGGAAGCUCCCUUUCCCAAAGCUAACAUAGAGGGCCUCCUGAUUCCCAAUCCCUAACCCAGUGCCAUUUUGGAGAUGCGGGAAUUGGCACUUGCUUAGGGAUUAGAAGUAGGAGGUCCUCUGUGUUCGCUUUGGGAAGGAGAGCUUCCAUACAUCAACGUCCAAUCUGGACUAUUUCAGGUUCGGUCACAGCCUUGACCAAUCAGAGGACUUCCGCUGACGUCACUCUCAUUGAACCACUCUAACCUUUGUUAGGACACAUUAAAGUGCAUGUUAAAUCAACCAUGUUAUUAAAAAAAAACGGUUUAUUUACGUAUUUGUACACUGCCAUCUAUGUUGCACCGUAUUAGGGUCAUAUCUGUUUCUUGCUACGACAAACUACUGAUGUUUCUUAAAAGUACUCUUAUUCAGUCCUGGAUAUGUUGCAAGGCGCCCUCAUUGAUAGUAAAAGAAUAGGCUCCUCGUUGAAUGCCCUUCGGAUGAUUGCGAAGUGAUCUCAUAUGAUGACAUCAUCACUGUUGCGUAGUGGGGCAAAAUACCCAGCAGAUGGAGACGUAUCAAUGUAGUAUCUCUAUAUUGGUAUAGACCAUUAAAACCUCUAACUGUACUUAGAUAUACGUACUGACGUGAGCUCAUACUAUUUUUUAGACAUGUCAAUAUUGUCAUUGUGAGGGACUUGAUUUUAAAAGAAUGUACAUUUUUCUUUUCAUUUAUCAUUUCAAACCGCAUCGGUGCUAAUGCUUCAUUUGUUUUCUUAGAAAAGAAAGAAAAGAAAUAUGACAAAAAAAAAUCUUUGUACAGAAUGUAAGAUAUUUUACCAGAGAAACUUUUUACAAAGCUUUUGUAAAGCGAGACUUUAUAUAAUUUUACUUGGGGCUUGUGUAAGAAAUGUUGCAUAUUUUCUGAAAUUUGUGUUUUCUUUUUUUUUUUAAUAUGUGAUAUUGAGACAUUAUGUGUUGUGUAGUUUGCAUGCAUUGACAAUGUAAUGUCAUGAAAGAUUAUUGUAUACCAAUUUCAUGAUUUUUUUUCUUUCUUGUACUUACUGCCCUUAUGCUUGCAAGUGUGUUCCUCCUAUCACGUUUCUCCAAAACUUUUUUAAGAGGAUGAUUAAUUUAUUUUUUAUUAUUUUUUUUAGUUGAUAUGUUUAUACAUGGCAUGCACUACAAACUGGGACCAAAUUCAGUAUACAACUUACAGAAGCUUUUUUUUUUUCUUCAUAUAGGCUAUGGGGGUGUUUCAUGAAACAAAUGGUGAUAUUCGCUGACAAAUUAGCUCUCGGCCAAUGAGAUACCAGGAUUUCAGUAGCUUAUAACAAAUUCACUAACUACUGUAUUUGUUUCAUGAAAAACUCCCCUGAGUUGUGUUCAUACUUUAUUUUUAAUGUACACUUCGUGGUAAGGCAUGAAAAAGGUUUGAUGAAAAAAAAAUGCGUACAGUACCCAAUUGUAAAUGUUUAUUGUUGACAUAAUCCUCUUUUAGCUAUUGGAAUUCUGUUCCUGUUUGAUAAAUAAGGAACUUUACUAUUUGGGGGUAAAAAAAAAAACAUGCUUAUGUACCACACACUCUAUAAUUAUUGCUACACUGAAUUUAAAUUCAAGAGAUAACGAUUUCUCACAAAAUGAUUAUUUUCUUGCCUCACAAUGUGCCAGAAUUGAAAAUGCCUUCAGUCGGAUGUACAAGGAGCACUUUCCUGAAUCAGAUGUUUUAAAUACAGGUGAAACACAUUACAAAGCAUGUUAUAUCGUAUUUGCCGAAAUAAUGAUUUUACAUAAAUGCGUUAUUGACAGAUAUGACAUUUUUUGGUCACAUCGUGGCAUGCAGAGAUUGGGGUGUUUCACAAAGAUUUAAGGGUGACUUAGAAUCGCACUUAAAUUCCCAGUUGUGUGUCAAAUCAAAGACAUCACUGCAUUGGUUGAAGAAGAAUAAUAAUAAUAUGGACCAUUUUAUAUAGCGCAGCUACUAUAUUAAUAUACUUUACUGUGCUUAAUAAUUGGUAUCAUAAUUAUUAUUACAUGAGCCGCCAUACAGGCGCUCAAGCAUUUGAGGAAUUUUUUCCUACCUGUUACCCAUUCACCUCACCUGGGUCGAGUGCAGCACAAUUAUGGUAAAUAUCUUGCUGAAGGAAAACAUGAGUAUUAAUCAGUAUUGCGUGUUGGAUAUGUGCGCGUCAGCACUUAGCAACGAAACCUUAGGAACAAGUGUGCUUGUGUGGAAAAUCAGAGAAUAAAAUCAAAGAAAGUUUGAGAAAUAUUGGACAACUAAUGAGAAAAUUCUGAGUAUUUGAAUAUUACGAUCACUAAUGCUAUAGAGAUCCUCCGAUUGGCAAUGCGACAAAGAUUUGUGAUGUCACAUGUGAACAACUUUUCAUUUGAUGGACUAUAAAAUACCCCCAAAAUGUCUCUUUUUGCUCUUAUGGUUAUACAAAUCUCUUCAUCCUCAAUAUAUUUUCUUUGAAAAUAUACAUUACAUGUCCUCUUAUAGAAAGAAUUCACGAUCUACUGAUAGAUGUGAUAAAAGAGGCAGAUUAUGUGAAAUAUAUAGAAAAGUAAUGGGGAAAGUUGUUCAAAUGUGACAUCACACAUCUUUUUCGCAUUGCCUAUGAGAGGAUCUGCAUUAUAAUAAUGAUCUAAACUUCAAAUGCUCAUAACUUAUUAUCUAUUCAAUUUUUCUCAAACUUUCUUAGAUUUUUCUGUUUUUGCACAAGCUAUCUUGUUCCAAUGGUUUUAUUCUCCUUUGAGUCACACUUGACUUGUUUUGUGAAACAUCCCCAGGUCUUGUUUCGUCACACUAGGGUGUCAAUUUUCUGAUGAUCUAAUGCCUGCGUACAAAUGUGAGGGAACAUUGUAUUUUAUCGGUGAUGUUAAUUAUUCUACAGUCAUGUGAACUUACUUGUAUGUAAUUACAAGUAGUCAAAAUAUACAUAAUUAUAGACAUGUAUGCGACAUGCAAGUUUAAAGUCUUCAAAUCAAGAGUUGGCAAAUAAAAGCAGAACCCUUUUUUUUUUGCCACUCGGGCAGAGUAUUGGUACCCAGAAAUUCAGUAAUACAGGAUAAACAAAGCCUUAAUUCAGUUAAACUUGCUAUUGCCUUCGAAGCAAAAUAAUACUGUAUCUCAAUAGAUUUACUUGGCAGAAAAAUGAUUGAAGAUCAUCUUUAUCUAAUCAUUUUUGCUUUUUAGUAAAGGUUUUUGUUUGCCGUCCUUUGAAACGAAGAUUUACAAAGGUGAUAUGAACGAUUCCUGAAUAAUCAAGUCAAGUUUUUUUUAAUUUAAAGUUGAAUUUCAGUUGGAGCACCAAAGUUGAAUACAAAAACCUGCCCACAUUUUUUCCUUAUGCUGAAUUAAAAUUACUCCGUAUUCCUUGGGUCGAUUUUUAAAAAGAAUUUUAGUGCUUGUAUAUGAAAAGUGGACAUAUUUAGAUAUCUGAGGAAAAAGAGUUAGAUUCAGGGUUACAAAAAUAUGAGUUUUUAAGAAGAGGACAAGGGGUACCAGAUUUUAACUGUAUUCACUUUUAAUUUAUGACUGGUACUUGUGUCCCGAUCUCUUGUUA
This is a messenger RNA of Lytechinus pictus (painted urchin), 12005 nucleotides long. Its product is annotated as transcriptional enhancer factor TEF-1-like. Gene Ontology annotation, cellular component: transcription regulator complex. Bases 1 to 1368 code for a protein of 455 amino acids. The transcript has 13 exons. Lineage: Eukaryota; Metazoa; Echinodermata; Echinoidea; Temnopleuroida; Toxopneustidae. The record is from RefSeq and is a predicted model, not a curated record. Gene Ontology annotation, molecular function: DNA-binding transcription factor activity, RNA polymerase II-specific; RNA polymerase II cis-regulatory region sequence-specific DNA binding. Gene Ontology annotation, biological process: hippo signaling; regulation of transcription by RNA polymerase II; embryonic organ development.